AGUCAGUGGCAUAUGAUGUGGAUGGACAAGGAACAUAACCUGUAGCCUACGACCACAACUGGUAAUUUGUUACGUAAUUUUCCAGAAGGAGAAUGUUUCGAGUCCGAUGUUUUAGCUGUCACUGAAAAGCACAGAGAGACAGAAUGAACAUUCGCUGUCAGCUUUAUUCUCAAAGGGGAAACAGCAGGUGCACAUCCAAAUAAGUGGAAUGUCAUGAAAGCAUCGCGAUGUCCGUUGAAGAAUGUAGCUAGGUAACCUGGCUUUAUUCGCCGCAUUCAGACUAGAAUUGCCCGGACAAAUAGGCUAUGUCAACCGAACAUGAUGCAGAUAGGUCUUGGGGAUAUGUAACAGUGUUCCUAUUUUCGAUGCGAGUCGUGAUCAGGCAAGACAGUGAACCGACAGGACACUCGAUGAAUUGACAGCACUGCCGCUAUUGGAGGAAAAGACGUGGAUAGAUGCAGAAUUAUUUGCAAAUUUGCUGGGGUAGCCUGUCAUUUGAUGUAGGUGUCAUUGGUUAUAGUAAAGCAAUUUCAUAGCCAAUAGACCGUGUUGCGUGUAUUUUGACAAAUUCCAGGAAAUCCAACAGCGCGUUGGGAGAAUUGCAGUAACACAUUUUUAUCAUAUUGCAGGUCUGAACCAUGAUGCUUUCCAUCGAGGCUGUUUGAUGCUGCUGCUGCUUGGGUAGAGCGGCUCGUUGAAACGACUCUCCGCCCCCCCCCCUCCCCUGUUACCCCCACCCACCAGCCACCAUGUUGAUCAAGGAGUACCGGAUCCCCAUGCCCAUGAGCGUGGAGGAGUACCGCAUUGCCCAGCUCUACAUGAUCCAGAAGAAGAGCCGAGAGGAGAGUUGUGGUGAGGGCAGUGGGGUGGAGAUCCUAGAGAACAAGCCGUAUGAGGAUGGUCCAGGCGGGUCGGGACAGUACACACACAAGGUGUACCACAUCGGGAAACACAUCCCCUCGUGGUUCUGCUCCAUCCUGCCUCAGGCUGCUCUACGCGUGGAAGAGGAGUCCUGGAACGCCUACCCAUACACACGCACACGGUAUACCUGUCCAUUUGUAGAGAAAUUCUCCAUAGACAUUGAGACGUAUUAUAAACCUGACACAGGGACCCAAGAGUGCUUCAAUCUGUCAUCAGCAGAAAAAAGAACAAGGACUAUAGACCCCAUUGACAUUGUGAAGGACUACAUUGCACCCCAUGAGUACCUGGUUGAGGAGGAUCCUAAGCUGUACUUAUCAGAGAAAACCAAGCGAGGACCACUGACUGACGACUGGAUCGAACUCAUCAACCAGAACCCGACCCAGAACACAGUCAUGUGUGCCUACAAGCUCUGCAAGGUGGAGUUCAGAUACUGGGGAAUGCAGUCCAAGAUAGAACGCUUCAUUCACGAUGUUGGCCUGCGUAAGGUGAUGGUGCGUGCCCACCGGCAGGCGUGGUGCUGGCAAGAUGAGUGGUACGGUCUGACCAUAGAGGACAUCAGACAGCUGGAGCUGGAGACUCAGCUAGCCCUGGCCAGGACGAUGGCCCAGUACAGUCUCAGUGACACCGAGGAGGGGGCGGAAGUGACCAACGGGACCCCUGCCACCCCCGACCAGGACCAGGAGGGAGUGAAGGCCCUGGGGGAGGGGGGAGAGGUGGAGGGAGGACGGACAGGGCUGGGAGAUGCGUUACAGACGCGUGGAGAGCUCACCAAGCAGUGGUCAACUUCGUCCAAGUCAUCUAAUAGAUCCUCGAAGAGAGGUGGAAGCCCCGUCCACCAGAACAUCUCAGAGUGGCGGAUGCAGAGUAUCGCUCGUGACUCCGAGGACAGCACGGACGACGAGUUCUUUGACGCUCACGAGGACUUCUCUGGGGAUGAGGAGAUGCUGUUACAUGCCAAGGAGAUGACCAAGUGGAGUUCCAACGACCUAAUGGACAAGAUGGACACUACAGAGAUGGACGAGGGCCAGGAGAGCCUGUAUCAGUCGGGUGAAGAGUAUGCCGCGACCAGUAGUGACGAGAGACUUCUUGAGGAUGGGUCGUCUCAGCAGUGUCUGGCGCCCUCAAAGAUCCACGUUCUCCUCCUGGUGCUUCACGGGGGUAACAUCCUAGACACUGGAGCAGGUGAGCCAAAUAGUAAGCAGGCGGACGUCAACACUCUGACCGGAGCGUUUGAGACAGUGAUGAGGGUCCAUUACCCAGCAGCCCUAGGACGCAUCGCCAUCCGCAUGGUUCCUUGCCCCGCGGUUUGUGCCGAGGCCUUUUCCCUGGUGUCCAAUCUCAGUCCUUAUAGUUAUGACGAGGGCUGCCUCUCCAACAGUCAGGACCACAUCCCUCUAGCUGCACUGCCUCUAUUGGCCACCUCCGCUCCCCAGUACCAGGAUGCCGUGGCUACCGUCAUCCAACGAGCCAAUCAGGUGUAUGGGGACUUCUUAAGGUCCUUGGAAGGGACAUCCUUCUCCGGACAGGUGUGCGUGAUCGGGGACUGUGUAGGUGGUAUCCUAGGGUUUGAUGCUCUGUGCAGCAGUAACGUCACCAUCUCAGAGAGCCAGAGCAGCAGCAGACGAGGCAGCACUGUCAGCGUACAGGACACAGACCUCCUCUCCCCAGGCAUCAUAAUAAACAGUGUCUCUCCGUCCUCUCCGUCUUCUCCGUCUCUGGAGGGCAGUCGCCAUCUUAGUCGCAGUAACAUCGACAUCCCUCGCAGCUUAGGGCCCGACGACCCCAAGACAAUGCUGCCACGCAAACGCAGUGACUCCUCCACCUACGAACUAGACACCAUCAAACAGCACCAGGCCUUCCUGUCCAGUCUCCACAGCAGUGUGCUGAGAACAGACCCGGCUUCGAGGCGCUCCAGCAGCAGUACCAUGCUAGAGGGAGGGGGGGCGCUCGGGAGGCUGGACUUCGAGGUGGCAGACUUCUUCCUCUUUGGUUCUCCUCUGGGGCUGGUGCUGGCGCUGAGGAAGACUGUUGUGCCGUCUAUAGAUGUCUCAGCGUUGCGUCCAGCUUGUCAGCAGGUGUAUAACCUGUUUCAUCCUGCGGACCCCUCUGCCUCCCGCCUGGAGCCCCUCCUAGAGAAGAGGUUUCACCAGCUGCCCCCAUUCUGUGUCCCCCGUUACCAACGCUUCCCUCUGGGGGACGGGCACUCGGCUCUGCUGGUGGAGACGAUGCAGAGUAACCCCCAGCUCCUGUUGGAGUCAGUACCCCUGUCAGUACCCCUGCGUUACCAGGAGGGGGGCGUCAGUGAGACUUCCAUCCCCGUCCCUGUACUCAACUGGCCCCAACAGGCCGCACAGCUCAACGACACUGACGUACUCCACUCCCACUGUGGUGUGUUUGUGGACAGCCAGUACCCGUCCUCCCCGCUGACCGGACCCCCCCACCCCAGGGGCCUCCGUAGGUCCAGCGAGGCCAGCAUCGCCAGCCAGGUGUCAGGCAUGGCCGACUCAUACACCGCCUCUAACAUCGCCAACACUACUAAAUGCCAAAGCAGCCCGUCUAAGAAGCUGGGUCUCCUUUCCCAGCUAGCGCUUCCUAAACUCCCCUCGAGAAGCCCCUCUCCGCGGGCCAGGAAGAAGAUCCGACCCUUCCUCUCUCUCGGACGCACCGACUCAGACCAGGGUGACGAUGACGUCACCGCUGACGUCACUGCCUCUGAUGUCACCUCAGACUUGCCGUCUGACAUCACCGACACGAACUCUGACCCCCCGUCGCCAGACACGCUGAUGAACGUAGAGCAAGUUGCAUCUCGGUGGUGGGGCAGUAAGCGGAUGGACUUUGCCCUGUAUUGUCCUGAUGCCCUCACAGCCUUCCCCACUGUAGCCCUGCCUUACCUCUUCCAUGCGUCGUACUGGGAGUCCACUGACGUCGUCUCCUUCCUACUCAGACAGGUGAUGAGGCAUGAGAACUCGAGUGUUCUGGAGCUGGACGGUAAAGAGGUGACCGAGUUCAAGCCCUCUAAACCCAGAGAGAAGUGGAUCCGCAAGAGGACCCACGUCAAGAUCAGGAACGUGACGGCCAACCACCGCGUGAACGAUGCUGUGUUCUCUGAGGACGGAACACAGCUGGUGAUGGGACGCUUCAUGUAUGGCCCUCUGGACAUGGUCACCCUCACUGGAGAGAAGAUUGACAUCCACAUCAUGACCCAGCCCCCCUCAGGAGAGUGGGUGUACUUUGACACCGAGCUGACCAAUAGCAGCGGACGCAUCUCUUAUGUCAUCCCAGAGAGCAAAAGGCUGGGCAUUGGAGUUUAUCCUGUCAAACUGGUCGUCAGGGGUGACCAUACAUUUGCGGACAGCUACCUGACGGUGUUGCCGCGGGGAACAGACUUUGUAGUGUUCAGUAUCGACGGCUCGUUUGCUGCCAGCGUGUCCAUCAUGGGCAGCGACCCCAAGGUCAGGGCUGGAGCUGUGGAUGUGGUCAGACACUGGCAGGACCUGGGCUAUCUGAUAGUGUAUGUGACGGGUCGUCCAGACAUGCAGAAGCAGCGUGUGGUGGCCUGGCUGUCUCAACAUAACUUCCCUCAUGGAAUAGUGUCCUUCUGUGACGGCCUGGUCCACGACCCCCUCAGACACAAGGCCAACUUCCUCAAGUCCCUCAUCUGUGAGGCCCAUAUGAAGAUAUUUGCCGCGUACGGCUCUACUAAGGAUAUCACAGUGUACUCCUCCUUAGGCCUGCCCCCAUCACACAUCUACAUAGUGGGACGGCCCACCAAGAAGAUGUCCAGCCAGUGUCAGUUCAUCCCAGACGGCUAUGCGUCCCAUCUGUCCCAGCUGGAGUACAGUCAGAGGUCUCGUCCUGCCAAGACCGCCAGCGCCCGUAUUGUUCUCCGUAAGGGAAGCUUCGGACUGGGCGCUGCCGGGGGGGACUACCUCCGCAAGCGCAACCACAUCCUGCGCUCCAUCAACUCAACUGGGGGGGCGGGCUCUAGCUCCCCUGGCCAACCAGGGCGCACGGAACGCACGCUGAGCCAAUGCGAGGUGGAGAGGGAGAGAGCAGGAGCGGGGACCCAGAGGAGUAUGAGUAUAGCAGCUGGGUGUUGGGGCCGCACCGGGAGCACCAAGGAGGGGUCAGGAGGAUUACUCAGCCCAAAAUAGGACUCACCAGACUGGGCUACAGGGGGGAGGGGAACCUGCCUGACUCUACCUGGAGCACUAUGAUCUUUGGACUGGCCCUGAGAGAAAUAUGGAAGAAGUAUGUUUAAGAGAGAGUUAGAGAAAGGAAAGGAUGGGAUGAAAGAAGGAUAAGGUUUACUGAGGGGCGGAAAGUGAGAGGGAGUAGGUGAAAGGAGAGGGAAGGAAAAGGGCAAAGAGGGUGAGCAAGAGGAAGAAGCAGGGUCUAUUGGGAAAUGGAUAUGAAAGGAAUAGAGAGAGAAGAGAUUGUUUGAGUGAAAAGUAAAGCCAGAAAGAUGGGAGGUGCUCUGACUUUGCUGUAAAGAAUCAAAUGACAUUUCUACUGUAGCAUUAGAGUCUCACAGUCAAGACUUUUAUAUAACCUACCUUGGCCACUAAAAGAAAAUAACUGGAAAAUAAAAUAAAUUAAAAUUAAAAACAAACGAUCGUAAGCCUUAAUCGUCACCCCCUGAGGGCCUGGAGUGCCUACCCUUGUCUGAGUAAUGGUUGAAUGUACUCUCUCUACCUAGAGGACAAUGGGAAUUCACACACAUACAAACACCCCAGCUCAGGACAGGCCCGGACAUUGGAGCCACAAAAAUAAGACUCAAAUGGUGAUCUGGAGGUCAGGGGGGGGGGUCAGUCUGUAACCAUGGCAACAAGUCAACAACUUCAUCUGUUUUUAUCCCUCUAUCCGCUGAGAUACACCUCCUUCCUUCCUUCCCUCUAACACCGCUGUCUGGCAAUAAGAAACGAGUCCCCUCACACUGCCAAGAGAAGCACCACUACCCUAUUGAAAGAGAGAGGGAAGAGGAGAAGCAAGAGGAAGAGGGUUGGAAGGAAAGAGAGACAGAGAGAGAUGCAAGACAAAAGGGAGGGAGGGGAAAGGUUAUGGAUGUGAUGGACAAUUUCCUCUAGUCUAUUCCUGGGCCAUUUCUCUACUUUUAUCAUUGUGGUACUACACAGCGAUUUCUACCGUUGACCUUAGCUCAGCUCCAGUCCUUUUCACUCCGUAACAGAGUAGCUACUGUACUGUACCACGUCUUUCAGUAUGGCCUGUGGGCCAUCCCAGGCCUUAAACCCCAAUGACACAUUUAUAAAGUCAGACUCUGAAGGAUCCCAGGACUGAGCUAGACAAGGCUUGUCAUAACAGUAGACAUUAGUGACACUUUUUAAACGCUGAACAAACAGAACACAGCAGCAAUCCCUUUACCAGACCAUCUGCUUGCAAUACCUCUGAGACACCAGUGGGGGAGCAGUGUCUUUCUCUGUUUUCCAAAAGCAUGAUGCUGUUGGUAUUCAUUCAGUUCAUCCUGCGGCGCCUCUUAGCUAUCAACCUCUGUCAUUACACACCAUUCAGUGACACUCCAGUGGACUUCCCUAUGAUGCUCAGAGCUCUUUCCUCCUUGAGGGAUGUGAUGAAUGCUAUUCAUUGGACAUUACUACAUUUCGGUCUGGAAUACUGAAAGUGAUCUAGGCUUUUCACAGUGAUUUAAGCUUUUCAGCGAACCCUCACUAUUCAAAGGACAGAAGCGGGACUUUUCCUGAUUCCUAACAAACAGACGAGAACAGGCGAUGAGGUCACAGGAAGAAGUGUUGUAUAAUGUUCUGAGAGCAGACAGGAUGGCCAGACCUCCUCAGAGGCAGGAAGAUAUGCGUUGAUUCCACUUUAUUUCACAGUUUCCCUAUCCUGUUUUCUUUUUUACCUGGUUUUUACCUAAUAAUAACCACCAUCUGAUACCAAGUUGUUUCCAAUUGUGAUUCAUUAUCUGAAGUACCAGAGAAUAUACAAUGUUAUUACUUAGCAAAUACCAGCUGGUAUCGGACUAUAAAAUAAAGGGUUACUAAUGCUUUCACUAAAGCUAUGGCAACCUGUACAGAGAAUUGUAGAUGAACACCUAACUCUCAUACUACCUGUUAUCUAAUACCUGGCACCUACUGUGUGGUUAAGGUAUUAUCAUUGUAUUCAAUUAUAUCCCCAUUACUAAUCACCCAAAGCCAACAAUCUCUCUCUCUCUAGCGGCUGUAGUAUCUCAACCUGUUCAACCUCGCUGUUGUUUUUUGCACUAGUUUAUGUUGGAGAAUCGUGUUACCGUCUCAUGUCGCUACAUAUUGUUACCUUUUUGUAGUGCAUGACAUAAAAACGAUUCAUUAUUGCAGGGUAUAUGUGCUGCAGUAGUAUGCACACUCGUGUACAUUUAUUCAAUGUCAGGAUUACGGAAUAAUGUAAAAUAACGUGCCAAAAAACGAAACAGUUGUUGGUUGUGGGAAGCUAAUGUACCAGGCUGUAUCCCACCGUUUCUUUGUAUUGUGAGAAGAGUCGGGGCUUGCCAUUGAGAGCAUGACGGCGUGGCUUUAGCUGAAAAGGCACGUGUUCUAUACUGUAUUUUAACAAUGUCAAUCAGAUUACAUCUGAUUUGUAGAUCUUUUUGAAUCCAAUAUAUUGUCCACAUCUAAGGGACAUAAUGGCUAGCUGUAUAGGAUGUGGUUAUGGUUGGACUUUUACUUAUAACUUGAGAGCUUUUAAGCUCUAGCAUAUUGUUUUGAUUCUAGGGAUAUGCUACUAUUGCCAACUUGUAUUUAGUGCAACCUGUUAUGACACCACUCAAGCGCAGUAGCAUAGGUGAUGAUUGUUAGUUAAAGCAAUAGUUCACUUCAAAAUCAACUUUUUUUUUUGUUGUCAGACAUUGAUCAGACCUAUUAAAAAGAGGUUGUAACGUCAGGUCUCUGUCCCACACCAUUGGUUGUGUAGAUCCAGCUGCAUAAUGUCACUUUUGAGGUUUGACCAAGUCGUACAAACUUUGAUCUUUCAGUGAACUACGAUUUUAAUAAAGGAUGUAGACUAGAGCUGUAGGUGACUAUCUGAAAGGCACUAGGGAAGGUAUUGGAUACAGCCAUACUGUUUUCCCUCUGGCCUGUGGUCUGGUGAUGAUGAGCUGAAUGUCCUCUUGCUACAGGCUUGGAGAGCCCAGACUUUACAAUGAUCCAUGGAUAUGUCUGUCUGUCUGUCUGUGUAGAUACUGUAAAAAUGAUAUUGUAUAUGUAGGAAUAUAAUGGUUGAGAGGUAUUUAUUUACGCAACAUGAGUUUAAUUUCUAUUAUGGAUCUUUCAGGUGAACAAUAUUUGAAUAUGUAGCGUUUUGUUUAUGAUGAGAACCAACAGUCAGUGGAAGGUGUGUAUUUUCUUUGCCAAUAUUAUUGUUUCAGUCGCAGGGUAGCAUAACCACAACAAGCCACAGACAGAGACAAUCUAUCGAACAUGCACGAGUAUAGACAACAUUAACAACAUCCACUCUCCCACCCCUUCACACUUCUGCUGUCCCUUUACAAAGGUUAACUGUUAAAGGUUAAAUUAUUUUAUAGUGAAAACAAAACUAUUUUUCAAACCGGACCAUUUUACAAAGCCUUGACAAAAUACUGUAUUGCUUCCUAUCUUCUGUGAAGGCAGAUUUUUUCCCCCUUCAGAAUGAAGAAAUGUUUGAUUGUGAAUAUGUCAAUGAACCUUUUAUUUUACCUGUAAUAUGUGGUGUUUAAAAUAAUUCAGACUGGGUUAGCCAUCAAUAUUGUAUACAGUAGUUAUAUAUCAAUUAUGUUAACCACUAACCCUUAUAGUAUGUCUUGAAAUGUAAAUGUAUUCGGAGAAUAUUAGAAUUAUUGCCACUUUAGUAGCAGUCUUGCAUGUACUGUACUAUUAGAUGCCAGUUUUACACUCAGUACAGAACAUGUUUUCUACUUUAUGGGGCCACGUGUGUGACUGAAGAGUUAUUAUAGUUCAAUGCCUUGUAGAUAUGUAAAGGAUAAAUAAUCAACAAAGGGCUAUGCGUUCUAUGGAAAAUAUUGAAGAUAUUUCCAGAGAACGCAUAGAGGCCCGAGUUGAUUAUCCUUUUUAUACCAUGGCUAUAAUUGGAACACAUUUGCCACUGAGAAUGUGUUCAUUUGUUUACUAGAUAGCUACAACAGUUGCCUUGGUAAACAAACAGACUUGCUAGUUUAGCUAACCAAACCCUAGAUCAAACCAUCAGUGCUAGCUUGCUAUUAUGAAAAUGUAAUUCAACAAUGCCAAUGAUGUUUUUAAUUCGACUUUUGCUUUGAAAAGCAGCUCAAACAUAGAGCAUGUAAGAAUUAACUAUAGCCAUUGAAUUCUACCGUGCUGAUAUACCCUGUGUUAUAGGGAAAUAAUGCACGCUCUAGAAUGCCCUUCAAGCCAAUCAGAAACAAGUAUUCAACAACGCCAUGGAUAAGUCACAGUCGGUAUUAAAUAGUAUUACAUUCUUGUUGUCUGCUUGUUUAAGUCAAUUACAAAACUACAUUUGAGAAAAGUACAACAUGCCUAUAGAUUGCUUUUCAACAUCGCCUGCUCCCGAGCAUUUUCUACUCAGAAAUACGUAAUAUUGUAAGGCUUCCCUCACGCGCCUUUUCAUGACGGUGCUAGGAGGCGAUGACUAAGUGCUAGCUAGCUACCGACCGGAACAUUAAGCUAGCCAAGACCAACAACAUAAACAAACGGAAAACAUUUAAUCACAGGUAAGACAUUUAGUAUAGUCCGUUUGUAACUCAACUCACUACUUAUAGCUGUAUUGUCCGUUUGUUUGUGUUGUUGGUCUUGGCUAGCUUAAUGUUCCAGUCGGUAUAUAGCUAGCUAGCACACUACUCGUCUGGCUGUUAGUGCUGUUAUUAAAAGGGGCAUGAGGGAAGCCCUACAAUAUUACACUUUUCUAAGUUGUGAAAAUACUUGGGAGAAUUCAAUGUUGAAAAGUAAUCUUUAGGCAUGCUGUACUUUUCUUAAAUGUAGUUUUGUAAUUGACUAAAACAAGUAGACAAAGACAAAAUUGUGUUUGAAAAAGGUUACGUUUUUGCUGUGAGCCAAUGGCGUAACCAAGGUGAUGGUUGGAUUGUUUUCCCCCUAGGCGGACGGGGCCGCGACGUUCUAUCUAAUACCGACUAGGAGUAUAAACAGGUAUAACGAGAACUAUAUAACAAUGUGUUCAGUCGGUUCUGUGCUAACGUUCCACUCCUUGUCAUGGAUGUGGCAACGAGUGUAUUGCACAAACAGAAUGCAUUUCAGGCUGGCAAUGUGUACCCACGGUGUAAUUAACACUGUACCUGCUUAUGUAGCUGCCAUGUAAAUACAUAGAUUUCUGAACAUUUUGUUCAUAUACUGUAAAGUGGGACCAAUAUAUUUAGCUACAUACAGUAUACAUAAAAUGUAUGUCAUUUACUCAAGCAUUAGUAAUAUAAAAUGUAUACAAGCUUUACUUGAUUAUUUCCAUGAACAGAUUGGGAAUGUUUUGUAUUAGUACAAUGCAGUUAUGAUUAUCAUAGCACUGUAAAUAUACAUAUACAGCGCAUUCGGGAAGUACUUUUUCCAUAUUUUGUUACGUUACAGCCUUGUUCUAAAAAUGAUCUAAAAUCAAUCUACACACAAUAGAAAUUGUUGCAAAUGUAUUAACAUUAAAAAAAAAAAACUGAAAUAUAAAAUGUACAAAAGUAUUCAGACCCUUUACUCAGUACUUUGUUGAAGCACCUUUGAGAGCGAUAAGAGCUCGAGUCUUCAUUGGGUAUGAAGCUUCGCACACCUGUAUUUGGGGAGUUUCUCCCAUUCUUCUCUGGAGAUCCUCUUAAGCUCUGUCAGGUUGGAUGGGGCGUGUCACUGCACAGCUAUUUUCAGAUCUCUCCAGAGAUGUUUGAUCGGGUUCAAGUCUGGGCCACUCAAGGACAUCAGAGACUUGUCCCAAAGCCACUCCUGCGUUGACUUGGCUGUGUUGUCUGAGGUCCUGAGCGCUCUGGAGUAGGUUUUAAUCAAAGAUCUCUCUGUACUUUGCUCCGUUCAUCUUUCCCUCGAUCCUGACUAGCCUCCCAGUCCAUGCCGCUGAAAAACAUCCCCACAGCAUCAUGCUGCCACCACCAUGCUUAAUUAACCUUAGGGAUGGUAUUGACCAGGUAAUGAGCGGUGCCUGGUUUCCUCCAGACGUGUCUCUUUUUUAAAUUUUAUUUUUUAACCUUUAUUUAACUAGGCGUGUCAGUUAAGAACAAAUUCUUAUUUUCAAUGACGACCUAGGAACAGUGGGUUAACUGCCUUGUUCAGGGACAGAACGACAGAUUUGUACCUUGUCAGCUCAGGGAUUUGAACUUGCAACCUUUCGGUUACUAGUCCAACGCUCUAACCACUAGGCUACCCUGCCGCAUUCAAGCCAAAGAGUUCAAUCUUGGUUUAAUCAGACCAGAGAAUCUUGUUUCUCAUGGUCUGAGAGUCUUUAGGUACCUUUUGGCAAAUUCCAAGCGGGCUGUCUUGUGCCUUUUACUGAGGAGUGGCUUCCGCCUGGCCACUCUAACAUAAAGGCCUGAUUUGUGGAGUGCUGCAGAGAUGGUUGUCCUUCUGGAAGGUUCUCCCAUCUCCACGGAGGAACUCUGGAGCUCUGUCAGAGUGACCAUCGGGUUCUUGGUCACCUCCCUGACCAACGCCCUUCUCCCCGAUUGCUCAGUUUGCCUGGGCAGCCAGCUCAAGGAAGAGUCUUGGUGCUUCCAAACUUCUUCCAUUUAAGAAUGAUGGAGGCCUCUUUGUUCUUGGGGACCUUCAAUGCUGCAGAAACUGUUUGGUACCCUUCCCUUUGACCCAAUCCUGUCUCGGACAAUUAGUUUGACCUCAUGCCUUAGUUUUUGCUCUGACAUGCACUUUCAACUGUGGGACCUUAUAUAAACAGGUGUGUGCCUUUCAAAAUAAUGUCCAAUCAAUUAAAUUUACCACAGUUGGUCUCCAAUCAAGUUGUUGAAACAUCAAGGGUGAUCAAUGGAAACAGGAUGCACCUGAGCUCAAUUUCUAGUCUCAUAGCAAAGGUAUUUAUGUUUGUUAUUUUUCAUAAAUUUGCAAAAAAUUCUAAAAACCUGUUUUCGCUUUCUCAUUAUGAGGUAUUGUGUGUAGAUUGAGGAUUUUUUCAAUUAAAUUCUAUCAAUUUUUGGCUGUAACGUAACAAAAUGUGAAAAAAGUCAAGGGGUCUGAAUACUUUCCAAAUGCACUGUGUGUGUGUGGUAUGUGUGUAUAUAUAUAUAUAUAUAUAUAUAUAUAUAUAUAUAUAUAUAUAUGGUAACAUAUAUUGUUCGAGGUGGCAAUAAUUUAAGUACAUUUUGAGUAUAUGCAGUUUAUUUGACAUAAGUGCAUAAUCAUAGAAUUAAUAUUUGAAUUUGAAGGCAUGUACAUAAAUUAAAUAGUGUUCUGUACCUCUUACAAUCUCACCCAUUUCCCUUUGUAUUUUGUAGCAGGUCUGGAUUUCAAAUAGGCAUUAUUAAAGAAGUCUGUAGGAAGUAUACUUAUGUAAUUGAUGUGGCACUCUUAUUCAAAACACCACCAACAUCAGAAUUGCUUCUUUGGGUAGUUUUGAUACCAAGUUUAGUUUUCAAAACAAGGAGUGGCUACAAUGUUUAGAUAUGUAUGAACAGUUCCUUUUGACUUUUUCAAAAUGUUGUGUUACAAAGUGGUAUUAAAAUUGAUUUAAAUGUC
Salvelinus fontinalis (brook trout) is the source of this 12584-nucleotide messenger RNA. RefSeq names its product membrane-associated phosphatidylinositol transfer protein 2-like. Gene Ontology annotation, molecular function: phosphatidylinositol transfer activity; phosphatidylcholine intramembrane carrier activity; phosphatidylinositol binding. Lineage: Eukaryota; Metazoa; Chordata; Actinopteri; Salmoniformes; Salmonidae. Bases 750 to 5075 code for a protein of 1441 amino acids. The transcript is spliced from 27 exons. Gene Ontology annotation, biological process: phospholipid transport. The record is from RefSeq and is a predicted model, not a curated record. Gene Ontology annotation, cellular component: cytoplasm.